Cyphomyrmex costatus is the source of this 255-nucleotide messenger RNA. Its product is annotated as insulin-like growth factor 2 mRNA-binding protein 3-A. NCBI's taxonomy places the organism in Eukaryota, Metazoa, Arthropoda, Insecta, Hymenoptera, Formicidae. The coding region runs from base 1 to 255 and encodes 84 amino acids. The record is from RefSeq and is a predicted model, not a curated record. Gene Ontology annotation, molecular function: mRNA binding. The transcript has 2 exons.
AUGUCAAAGCUCUACGUGGGCAAUCUGCCGUCAGAUUGCAACGAGAGCGCUCUCAGGCAACUCUUUCAGGAGCACAGCCUGGCAUGCACCACGAUCCUGGUGAAGCGUGGCGGCUACGCCUUCGUCGACUGUGCCGAUCAGUCCACAGCCGAUCGGGCGAUCGACAAGCUAAACGGUGAGUUUGCACAAUAUGUCACCGAGACAGAGCUCGGGCAUGCGAUAUCGACUAGUACAAACUGCUAUCAUCCCAGCUAG